GGGCGGGAGCGCGCCAAACAGGAAGCACUGCAGCUGUGAGAAGGUUCUGCCUCUCAUCACAACAACACCUCCACAUCUCUGCUCCUCCUAUGAGUGACCCACCAGGACAGGACCCCUCUCUGCCUGGACGAAGAACAAAAGGCUGAAAACAUGGAGGCAGACAGUGUGAGCAUAUGGCCACGCAUGGAACCCUUCUUACUGGGUGCCCUGCAGGUGGCUCCCUCCUCAAAGCUCAGCUUGCACUAUCUUCGCAAGAUGGCGAUCUACGUGCGUUCACGGGACGGCUGCUUCCCCGUUUUGGGCUGGCCCAUGUGGAGGCAUAUUGCCUGUGGAAAGCUUCAGCUUCCGGAAGACCUUGCGUGGCUGUAUUUCGAGACCUUUGACCUGCUUGUAGGCCACACACCGGAGGAGAGGCUGGAGUGGGCAGAGUUUCUUUCCCAGUGCUCUUCCAAAAGCGAGCUGGAUGAACAAAGGAACAAGCUCUCUGUGGACACACUGCAGUUCCUCCUCUUCCUCUACAUCCAGCAGCUGAACCGUGUGUCUCUGCGCACCUCUCUGAUCGGUGAAGAGUGGCCCAGUCAUCGCACCCGCUCCCCCUCUCCAUCGGACCGGGAGGCCAAGACCAGCUCUCAGAACAAGAACUGGGAUGAUCAGGCUCACCUGUCAUUUGUGCAAAGCCAUCUAGCAGAGAUUCUGGAGCUGCUGGUGGAGCCCGGCCAGCUGUCACAAUCUGGACAGGCCCUCAGAGAUUGCCAGAUAUCCCUGGAGGCCGUGCGGAGCUUAGGCCUGCUCUUGGAGGGCUCAGUCUGUCACGGCAGACCGGUUCAGCCCGUCCACAGGCUGCUGACCAAAGGUCCACUUCAUACACAAUCCGGCUACUCCACGCUCAGCCACUCCUUCCCCCUGCACAAGCUCCUCUCCUGUCUCCAGCAAAGCCUCACGCUCAACCCCUUUGGGAUCACCGCCUGUCUGUGCUCGGGCAAGAAACUAGCCUGGGCUCAACAAGUGGAGGGAUCAAUGAAGAGAGCCAAAAUAGCCCGAAACACCCACACGGCUCCGCCCGGCAGCAAGAUGGUGCUGAUGUCACAAGUCUUCAAACAGACACUGGCUAAAACCUCAGACAAGCUGACCGGUGCCAACAUCAAAAUCCACAGAUGCUCAGAAGCCUUCAUAUACCUUCUCUCACCUCUCAGAUCAGUCAGUGUGGACAAAUGCCGUGACUGCACAGUGGUCCUGGGUCCCGUUGAGACCAGCGUCCACAUCCACAGCUGCCAGAACCUGCGUGUGGUGUGUGUGGCCGGCAGGAUCGCCGUCGGUGUCUCCUCGCGUUGCACCAUCCACGUCUUGACGCCCACCCGCCCUUUACUCCUCCCCGGAAACACAGACAUUACGCUGGGGCCUUUCCACACGUUCUACCCCUCCCUGGAGGAUCACAUGGCCAACGUGGGGCUGGCCGUGGUCCCCAAUGCCUGGGAUCAGCCCUUGCUUCUGGGGACCGAGGGCCUCGUCAACACGUCGUCCAACACGUCGUCCAACCCGGACCCCUCCUGCUACCGCCUGCUGCCCCCGGCCGAGUUCCACGCACUGGUCGUGCCUUUCCAGACGGAGGGCGACACAUGCGAGGUGCCGGGUGGAUUGCCUCCUCCAUAUCAGGCAGCGCUGGAGGAAAAGCAGAGGAAGAUACAGAACUGGCAGAAGACUGUGAUGGAGGCCCGGCUGAACAAGGAGCAGAAGCGUCAGUUCCAGGAGUUGGUGGAGGUCAAGUUCCACGAGUGGCUCCUGGAGACGGGGCACAGGCAGGAACUCGACAGCCUCAUCCCGCCCGCGAUGGCGUCCUUGAGGGACUCCAAUGGGCCCGCAACGGAGACGCCCCAAGUUAAUGACAACAAACAUAUAAGGAAUGGACGGGUGGUGAGACCGUCGCCUCUGGCUUGUUGACUUGUUGGCUUCUUACGGUAGCCACGACAGUGUGAACAAACAGGCUACACGAGGUCUGACACGUAGAGCUCUUAACAAGCAGACCAGUAUGUUUACUGCAAGUAUUAAUGUAGCUGUUGAUACAGCUUUUUAUUGCAGCUUACCUCCGACUCGUUCUUGAGUGGAAGGCCGGUAUGGGCUGCUUUACAAGUCUGAAGAAAAGGGCAGCUAAGUACUUAACAUGUGCAAGCCAAGUAGGGAGUGGAUUGGCAUGUCGUAAAACAACAUCGGAAGAGCUACACACACACACACACACACACACACACACACACACACACACACACACACACACACACACACACACACACACACAAAGGGUGUAACAUCUGCAAAGUCACCACAGGCUUUUUUUAAAGGGACAUUCUUGGAAAAAGCUUUAGAUUAGGGUUUACAUCUGAAUUACAUCUUUUAGAGAUAGAAAUUCUAGAUCUGAGGUGAGGACGGCAGACAUGCCCUCAAAUACGUUCCCUUAAAGCAUCCAUAGCUCUUUAAUGAUUCUCAAAACCGCCAUUUAGACGCACAGUUUGAGAAUUAUAAUCCAUUUAUUUUGUGUAAACAAUUUAGUCUACAUUUAGAGACCAUGGCAGAACUUAAGCUUAAAGCACUUGCAUAUGGUAUCAUCACUUUAGGGAAAGCUGUGGCUCAUAUGUGGUCACGUUCCUGGAGACCCGUAACUGCUGUGAUCACUUCGGCUCUCUUCCAUUUAGCCUGGAGGUAUUUUCAACAUUUCUUCCCAAACUGUGCACACGUAUAUUAACCAAAUGCUUUUUUCUCUUUAAAAAAAAAAAACAACAAACUAAAAAGUUGACACUUGUAUUUAAAGAAGGAGAAUAAAGAUGCAAAAUGAAUGUAGCACUUUGGGUAUUGAGGACAGGUUAGUGCUCCUACAGUUACUAGCUCAGGUCAUAGUAUUUUUUUUUUUGUGUGUGUUGAUAGAAUAUAAAAAAUGGCAAUCAAGUGUUUUCCAUUAUGGGGGGGGGGAUAAAGGAAUAUUAACAUAAUUUAUUGUAGGUACACGAUUGAACCGUCAUAUUCUAUGAAGGUAGAGAGGGGAAGUCAAUAAUACUUCUAAACUGCUGUAGCAUCCUUCAUUACAACUGAAAUAGCAGAUUAACCAAAUGAGGCUGUAUUUAACAAACGUUUUGGUCUGUUUGCAGAAUUGUUGCUUUCUAAAUGUAUGUUUAUUUUUGUAUUAAUUCACCUGUAUGAAUAUGUAUAUUUUAGCAUUAUAGUAAGAUUAUUUUUUCAUAAAUUGACCUUGCCUCCAGAACUUAUUUUAGGUUUUAAUACCUCCAAGUGUACUUCAGCCCACAUAGCUUCCUGUUUCCACCCUUCUGCUCAUGACAGCAUGCUGAGUUUAACAUAACAUACAAUAGAACUGCUGCAGGUGUAUUCAGGGUAUUUGAAUUAGUUAAGGGAAAACUGACUUGAUAAAAACAUGUACUGUUCAAAUAUUAUUACACAAUAGAAUUCUACUGUUUUCAAACAUGCUGGUAUGUGUCUCUUCAUUACACUGUUAAAUGCCUUACUGCUGGAAAGCUUUGAUUUGAACACACAAGCACCUCUAUGCAUUCAAUAUAUGAAGAGCACAAUAUAGUUGUUGAUUGUUAAAAACAAUAAAAAUGAA
Molecule: messenger RNA, 3604 nt
Organism: Anoplopoma fimbria (sablefish)
Lineage: Eukaryota; Metazoa; Chordata; Actinopteri; Perciformes; Anoplopomatidae
Gene: tbccd1
Product: TBCC domain containing 1
Exons: 9
Coding region: 151-1938 (595 amino acids)
Biological process (GO): maintenance of Golgi location; maintenance of centrosome location
Cellular component (GO): spindle pole centrosome
Source: RefSeq, a predicted model, not a curated record